Desarmillaria tabescens is the source of this 2736-nucleotide messenger RNA. Its product is annotated as NRPS-like enzyme. The transcript has 19 exons. The coding region runs from base 1 to 2736 and encodes 911 amino acids. NCBI's taxonomy places the organism in Eukaryota, Fungi, Basidiomycota, Agaricomycetes, Agaricales, Physalacriaceae. The record is from RefSeq and is a predicted model, not a curated record.
AUGUCGCUGCCAGCUCCCCAAGGUGUUUCCUCCUCGACUUUCAAACCCCCUCCACUUGAUGGAUCGCUUACGGUCCCCGAAUUAUUCGACUACAACGGUUUCCACAGUCCUAAGCACACCUUAUUUCGAUACGACAGCCUGGACAAUGACGGAUCUCGCGGUAUUACCUGGGAGGAGGGUGUUGCAGCGUUUCAUGUAGCCGGGCAUUAUUUCAAGGAGCAUAUUAACAAUGAAUUUCCAGUUGUCGUCGGUAUCCUAGCUAAUACUGAUUUGAUGACGUACUUUACGGUGCUUGUCGCCCUAAUGCGCCUCGGCAAAAUCCCCUUUCCCAUUUCCUCCCGUAAUUCUGUUGCCGCCAUCAUUCAUCUGAUGAAGUCAACAAACUCCAGGUAUCUCGUCGUUAGCGGAGAUGCUACCCUGCAGACGCUUGCCGAUAUUGUCUGUUGUCAUUUCACGGAAAGUGACGAAAAGAUUAUCACGAUAUCGAUGCCACGCUUCGCCGAUUUAUUUCCAUCCGAGCUGCCCUCAUACCAACCUCUUGCACCGAUCCGUCCUGAAUGGUCACAGACAGCCGUCAUCCUUCAUUCGUCGGGUACGACACGGUUUCCUAGUCCUAUUUGCACCACUCACAAAAUUCUCCUGCAAAAUGUCACCCGACCACAUUACGGGGAAGUCGAUCUAUGCGGAGAAGUGGUAGGAGCCCAGGCGGUUCCAAUGUAUCACACAAUGGGGUUCACAUCUAUCUUGCUUUCUGUCGGAACUGGCGCCAUCAUUGCUUGCUUCCCGCCCGUAGAGCCGCCCAUAAUACCGACACCCGAACGGCUUCUUUCAAGCGUGAUAAAUACCCGAAGCACCAUACUUUUUAGUGUUCCUGCUUUUCUGGAAAACUGGGCUCGAGAUUCUCGAACUAUCGAAGCUCUUAAAUCGACAACUGCGAUUACCUUCGCCGGGGGUCCUCUAGAGAAGACUGCCGGCGAUACUCUUGUCGCGAAUGGCAUUUUCAUAGUAUCCGUCUUUGGUCUAACCGAAUCUGCAGUAUCCAUGGUAUUGCCCAAGAGUAUCCCCGCUGAAGGAUGGGAGUGGAUGAGAGAAAAUGAACUAAAUUGCCCUUCGGUUCUUGACACCGAAAUUGAUGGAGUCAAAGCCUUCGACACGAAAGAUCUAGUGCAGCUACAUCCUUUGAAUCGAACGCUUUUCAAGGUCUAUGGACGAGCUGAUGACCAGAUAAUGCAUAGCACAGGGGAAAAGACGAAUCCUGUACCAAUUGAAGCAGUCCUGAUUACUGACAAGCGCAUUGCCGCAGCCGUCAUGUUCGGCCGUUCGAAGUUCCAACCAGGCGUCCUCAUUCAGCCUACGCCAGACGAAGCCUUUGACCCGGAUGAUGUCAUCCGUUUGGCGGAAUAUCGGUCAAGUAUAUGGGGCUCCAUUAGCAGAGCAAACGAGCAAGCACCCCAACAUUCCCGGAUACACAAGGAGAUGAUCCUUGUGGCGAAACCGACAAAGCCCUUCGAAUUCACGGCGAAGGGAACCCCGCGGCGUACUGCCAUACUGGAAGCUUAUGAGGAACAGAUCGAAAUUUUGUUGAUCAGAUGCUCCCCACCGACGUUAGAUAUCGUGCGGGUCAUUUUCGAACGAGACAUCGGCGACUCCGAUAAUAUCUUCGUAGCAGGAGGCGACAGUUUAACAGCAAUGGCCAUUCGAAACUCUAUCCUUCGUGCACUUCGCGAGUCCGGUGCAGUCCCUGUGACAGCCAUCAGGGCUCUCCCAUACAGUUUUGUGUUCGAUUCACCCUCCGUUGCCACGCUGAGCACAUUCAUCUACGGUUUCGUGCUGGGUGCUCAAGCUACGUCGGCGGCUACUCAAGAUGCGAGCAUUGAACGGCAAAGUGUUUCCUCAAGCAUCGAGCUCCGGCAUGAACAGUCAUUUUCCGAUCAAAGUCAGAGUGUGGUGAGGCUACGAGACGGGAACGGCGAACCGCCUUUGAUCAUCAUCCCUGGUGCUGACGUAUCUUUCUUCGAAUACGCGACCUACGUAGACACGUUCCGGACAGCAGUUUGGACUCUCGCUAUCACACCGGAUACACCCUUAACCUCUCUCCGCGACAUGGCGACCUUCUAUUUCUUCAGGAUCAAAGACGAGAGACCUACCGGUCCCUAUCGUUUAGCGUCGUACUCGUCAACCAGCGUCCUCCUCGUCCUUCUUCUGAAGCUUUUCGAAGACAACGGUGACGAGAUUGUUCAGGCUGUCAUGCUUGACCACUUCCCAGCCAUGUUUGUAUACACAGCCAACAAGCACGGGAACCCUAAUCCCAGACUGCCAGAGAGUAUCGAAACAAUGCUUGAAGCAAACAUGAUUGCCAUUAGGUCCAUGAUGGAUCGGGACGCUCACCGCAAAGAGCGGAUGUGGGAUACUGUCGGUGCAAAUGACCUGGAUAUGGUCCGGCGCUCGGUCCGUAACAUCCGGGCCUAUCUCACUGCGGCUGCCGAGUUUGUGUAUGAUCUGGCGACAGACGAGGAAGGGGCGUCGUCUAUGGAGUUGAUGGUGAAGUGGCUGAGGACGGUGAAAGCGCCUGUGACGGUGGUCGUAGCGGCUCAGGGUGCUGCUUACGGAAUGGAGUGGACGGAUAUGGGCACGAGGCGAUGUCUCCCGGAUGCCCGAGUUGUUUUCGCCGAGGGAGGCCACUACGAGUUUCUGAGUGACAAAGUGGUCAUAGAGCUGCUACAAGAGGGUUAUUGA